Molecule: messenger RNA, 1437 nt
Organism: Rhagoletis pomonella (apple maggot)
Lineage: Eukaryota; Metazoa; Arthropoda; Insecta; Diptera; Tephritidae
Product: serine-rich adhesin for platelets-like
Exons: 2
Coding region: 1-1437 (478 amino acids)
Source: RefSeq, a predicted model, not a curated record
AUGGACGUUAAUUGCGAGAGAUUGAGUAAUAAAGGCGGACAACGCCACAGCUACAGCCACAGCAGCCGCGUGGCCGUGCAAAGGCAACGUUACGACGAUGUGGCACGCUCAGUAAGCCAAACGGUGGCCACUUAUGCGCUACGCAGUCGGCGACGAUCGGCAGCAGCAGCGGCGGCGCAACGCAUGCAAAAUGCUACAGACACCGGCGGAGGAGAACGCCUGAGCGAUCAUCACAGAGCGAAUGGCAGAGGAACGGAAGCGGCAACAGUAGCGGCAAUCACAUCUCAGCAAAUGUCAGCUGCCGAAUUGGCCUUGGCUGAGGGAAGCGCAGCUGCGCGGCAAAAUGUUUGCGUCAUUUGUCGUCAGCGAGUGGAGGAAUGUUGCACGCGUUGUUGCAGCACUUUUGCAGCAACAUCGGCAGCCAGCAGCAGCAGCAGCACGCGGAAAGCGCCAGCCAACUAUGGUCAAAGCUUGCGGAGCAGCUGUUGUCAGCGCGACACUGGCGUACGGCAGCAAAUCGUUAGUGCAGCAGUGGUGGAAGUGGCAACACCAACAUUUGCAACAACAGCGUGUGACUGUCAACUUGGUGCUACCGAACGACAUCAAUGGCAACCAAACGAGUUUGAUUGCGGCGCUGAGCGAGCGGCACUUUUGGGCGAAGACCGCUGCUCACCAGCCGAGCAGUAUGCAACAAAGCUGACGAGUUGUGCCACAUCUGCGCCAGAGUUACAGCAGCGGCAGCCGGUAAUGCAACAAUGCACGCAUCCUACUUCUGAAGUGGCAACAACUGCAGCUGUGUGUUGCAGCUGUCGACGGCGGACGCAUUGGGCCACGUGCAACGUGCCACAAACACCUAACACAGCUGCAACAGCAUCACACUUUUCAAAAGCAACAACAAAUUCAACAACAAAUACAUCACCAAUGGAGGUUGCAACAACAACAAGCAUUGAUUUAGAUUUGACAACAGCGUCCGAAUCGCCCGCAUCACCAGCAUCACCAGCACAAUCAUUUGCAACAACAGCAACAGUAUCAGCAACACCACCAACAUCAACAUCAACAUCAACAUCAACAUCGUCAUCAUCAUUACCAGCACUCGCCGCCGGUACAAAAUUCAUCGAGCAACGCCAAAAUAUGCUAACUACAACCAAAACAGCUGUUACGGCAGUGGCAGAAGCAACAACAACAACAACAACAACGACGAGUUUAUAUGCGCCUGCGCCUAGGCCCAUCGACAGAACGUUGCGUACGUUUCAAUUGUUGUUGCUGUGGAUUCAAGUGCAACUAUUACGACCCAUCUGCCAGCGACUCAAUAGUUUUCUACACAAACAUAACAGCAACAGCAACAGCAACAACAACAAACAUACGACGAAUAUUGGUGUUGUCGAUGUCGCCUACGUCGCUGUUGCUGAUGUGAUAACAGCACCCAAUUGGCAAUAA